GCUAGUUCGGGACCAGGCCGCGAGUGGGGGAGGGGAGGAAACGAAGAGGCCUGCGGACGCGGAGGCCGCUUCCUCUCCGGAUAGGAUGGAGGAGCUUGGUACGGGGCCACCGGUGCGAAGAGGGACACGGCGCAGGCUUCCCCUGCCAGGGGCCUUUCGUCCGGUAGUGGUUUGUGGCGGGUGGAGGGGGCAGAUUGUGUGUCUUCCUCAGGGACGUGUGACUGAAAAAUCUUUAAGAAUGGAGUCUAAACCUUCAAGGAUUCCAAGAAGAAUUUCUGUUCAACCCUCCAGCUCCUUAAGUGCUAGGAUGAUGUCUGGAAGCAGAGGAAGUAGUUUAAAUGAUACCUAUCACUCAAGAGACUCUUCAUUUAGAUUGGAUUCUGAAUAUCAGUCUACAUCAGCAUCAGCAUCUGCAUCACCAUUUCAAUCUACAUGGUAUAGUGAAUCUGAGAUAACUCAGGGAGCACGCUCAAGAUCGCAGAACCAGCAACGGGAUCAUGAUUCAAAAAGACCUAAACUUUCUUGUACAAAUUGUACUACCUCAGCUGGUAGAAAUGUUGGAAAUGGUUUAAAUGCGGUAUCAGAUUCAUCUCGGAGGCAUAAUCAAGUUCCUAGAUCUUCAUCAGUGGUACUUGGAUCAUUUGGAACAGACUUAAUGAGAGAGAGGAGAGAUUUGGAGAGAAGAACAGAUUCUUCUAUUAGUAAUCUUAUGGAUUAUAGUCACCGAAGUGGUGAUUUCACAACUUCAUCAUACGUUCAAGACCGAGUUCCUUCAUAUUCACAAGGAGCAAGACCAAAAGAAAAUUCAGUGAGCACUUUACAGUUGAAUACAUCAUCCACAAACCACCAGUUGCCUUCUGAACAUCAGACCAUACUAAGUUCUAGGGACUCCAGAAAUUCCUUAAGAUCAAAUUUUUCUUCACGAGAAUCAGAAUCUUCCCGAAGCAAUACACAACCUGGAUUUUCUUAUAUUUCAAGUAGAGAUGAAACCCCAAACAUUAGCAAUCCAGAAAGGGUUGUUUCAUCUCAAAGACCAUUUCAAGAAUCUUCUGACAACGAAGGUAGGCGGACAACCAGGAGAUUGCUGUCACGCAUAGCUUCUAGCAUGUCAUCUACUUUUUUUUCACGAAGAUCUAGUCAGGAUUCUUUGAAUACAAGAUCAUUGAGUUCUGAAAAUUCUUAUGUUUCUCCAAGAAUCUUGACAGCUUCACAGUCCCGUAGUAAUGUACCGUCGACUUCUGAAGUUCCCGAUAAUAGGGCAUCUGAAGCUUCUCAGGGAUUUCGAUUUCUUAGGCGAAGAUGGGGUUUGUCAUCUCUUAGCCACAAUCAUAGCUCUGAGUCAGAUUCAGAAAAUUUUAAUCAAGAAUCUGAAGGUAGAAAUACAGGACCAUGGUUAUCUUCCUCACUUAGAAAUAGAUGCACACCUUUGUUCUCUAGAAGGAGGCGAGAGGGAAGAGAUGAAUCUUCAAGGAUACCUACCUCUGAUACACCAUCUAGAGCUCAUAUUUUUAGAAGAGAAUCAAAUGAAGUGGUUCACCUUGAAGCACACAGUGAUCCUCUUGGAGCUGCUGCCAACAGACCGCAAGCAUCUGCGUCAAGCAGUGCCACAGCAGGUGGCUCUACAUCAGAUUCGGCUCAAGGUGGAAGAAAUACAGGAAUAGCAGGGAUUCUUCCUGGUUCCUUAUUCCGGUUUGCAGUCCCCCCAGCACUUGGGAGUAAUUUGACCGACAAUGUCAUGAUCACUGUAGAUAUUAUUCCUUCAGGUUGGAAUUCAGCUGAUGGUAAAAGUGAUAAAACUAAAAAUGCACCUUCAAGAGAUCCAGAAAGAUUGCAGAAAAUAAAAGAGAGCCUCCUUUUAGAGGACUCAGAAGAAGAAGAAGGUGACUUAUGUAGAAUUUGUCAAAUGGCAGCUGCAUCAUCAUCUAAUUUGCUGAUAGAGCCAUGCAAGUGCACAGGAAGUUUGCAGUAUGUCCACCAAGAGUGUAUGAAAAAGUGGUUACAGGCCAAAAUUAACUCUGGUUCUUCAUUAGAAGCUGUAACCACCUGUGAACUAUGUAAAGAGAAGUUGGAGCUUAACCUGGAGGAUUUUGAUAUCCAUGAACUACAUAGAGCUCAUGCAAAUGAACAAGCUGAGUAUGAGUUUAUCAGCUCUGGUCUCUACCUAGUGGUGUUAUUGCACUUGUGCGAACAAAGCUUUUCUGAUAUGAUGGGAAAUACAAAUGAACCAAGCACACGUGUCCGAUUUAUUAACCUUGCAAGAACUCUUCAGGCACAUAUGGAAGAUCUCGAAACGGUAAUAAGCCAGAUUCUACUCAGGUGUGUGAGAGCACUUGCCUUAAGUUCACUUUUUUUCCUAGUGUUUAUAUAUCAUUAGCUACUAUGAACACAGAUUUAUCUCAGAAAAAAAUGUUUAGAAGAUGCUCUUGAACAUUUUUAAGCAUUUUCAUUUUUAUAAAAAUUGAUAGAACAUUACAAAAAGAUGUGGGGGGCGGGGGCAUUGUGGAUGGGAAUCACCCGCAGUCAAACCACCCUAACCCUGUCAUAUAACUUAUCAUUUUGAUUAAACAAUAUACUAAAUUGGGAUUUUUAUUUUUACAAGUCAUUGCUGUUCUGGCUUCAUAUUGACACUUCCCAUUUUUAUCCCCCUUAAAAUCAUUCUUGACUAUCCUGUUUUCUUUCAACAGCUUCAGAGGAUGAUUCCGAAGAAGAUGGAGACCAUAACAGGACAUUUGAUAUUGCCUAACUUCAUAUAAGACAGAUGGAUGAUCUGUGAACACAAGUGUUUAUUAAAACUGGCAAUUAAAUAUAAAUUAAUUUUGUGGGGGAAUGCCUAAUAAAUACAUUGACUAUAUAUAAAAUGAAUAUAUACAUACACAUGUAUGCCUGUAUAUAUAUAUUCAUUCUCAAGUGUUGCUGAAUUAAAAUUCUGCUGGACUUUUUUAACACAGCAAAUCUGAUGUUUAUAAACUGGUAAUCAAAAAGGUUUUUUUCUUUUAGGUGAGUGGGAAAGUAUUACCCUUGUUUUAAAUAUCUAAGCAAUGCCCAUCAACCCUUUUCUGUGUUCUGAUUACUAUAGUCAUAUUUAUGAAAAAAAGGUUUGUGUUUUAGUCUCUUGCUAGUGAGAAAAGUGGGACAAAAUAUGCGUUUGAAAUUAAAACCAUAUGGCACCUAAUUAUUUUUCUUUUAAAAUGCCUUAAGUUGCAGUCUCAUUUUGAUAAUCAUUUGCUUCCAGUGUUUAAAAACAAAAACUAAAAAAAGAAUGGGAGAUGGUUCUGAGAAGAGCAUUAUAUUAGGUUUCCAAAUUUAAUUUGAAUUCCAAAUUCACUUAGCAAUAAAAUCUAAUUUUUAAAAAAGUAUAUAAAUAUCAAAUGCAUAAAUGAUGGAUGCAUUUUUGUAUUGAUUUGCAAAAUGCAGAUUAUAUUUGAUAGGCUAUAGUAUGUAGAUAUUCCUUUUAGGAAUAUUACAGCUGUAAAUUAUAUGAGAAUUGCCAGUCAAAUGCUAUUUGGUUUUAAAAAAAAUAUUGCAAUCUCAAGUUAAUGGAAUAUUUUUAAAUCCCACAUUCAGAGUUUAAAACACUGGUUUUCAAUGUGUUUUUUAGUGUUGUCACUUCUUUAUAGAUAAAUAUGAUAUAAAUAACCUGUUUGGAUUCUGGUCGUUUUUAACUGUUACUUGGUAAUUCUGAGCAUUUAUUUGAUGACUUAGUAUUUUUCACUACCUUUGGAUGGCAGAUGAACGUUAUUCACCAUGAAUGGAUCUACACUGUGGUCAUGAGUUGUGUAUACUUACAUAACACUGUAUUUUUUCUUCUGUCAAUACCCUUUAGAUACACUUUAAAACACCUUAAGGUCUGAUGUUAUUGCAACAAACUACUUUUUCAAACCUAAAUAGGAACCAUGUAAUUUCUGAAAAGUGAAUGAUAAUUUGCCCACACUUAAGUUUGUUGGUUUUAUGUAAAACAUUGGCUCGAAAUAAAGUGCACACUGAUUUA
Molecule: messenger RNA, 3988 nt
Organism: Sapajus apella (tufted capuchin)
Lineage: Eukaryota; Metazoa; Chordata; Mammalia; Primates; Cebidae
Gene: MARCHF7
Product: membrane associated ring-CH-type finger 7
Exons: 10
Coding region: 86-2374 (762 amino acids)
Biological process (GO): protein autoubiquitination
Cellular component (GO): nucleus
Molecular function (GO): ubiquitin binding; ubiquitin conjugating enzyme binding; zinc ion binding
Source: RefSeq, a predicted model, not a curated record